AUGGUAGUGAUAAGUCCGACGGUUUCUCCCGAACAGUUUUCUUCGGAAAGUAAACUUCAUGUUCCGGUAACUCAAACUCAAAUAAGUGUGGAACGGAUUCAUUUGAACGGAGCCCGUGCUCUAUCCCCGACAGAAAGACAGGUGAUGACAGUGGACACGAUGACGGUGACGUCAGGAAGUCGACGAGACGUCAUCGAACAUCAAGUUGUUGAUCAUCAAAAUCACAGAAGGUUUAGCGAAGAAAGUAAUCCGGGGGAUAAAAUGAGAUUGGAAGAUUCGGAAAGAUACACGGAGGAAAGUGAAAGGAAACGUUUUAGAAGUUCGGAAGAACGAGACGGGGGGGGAGACGUGGCGGAUAAUAGACAGAGGAAUGCUUCCGAAAUGGAACCCGAGCGUCGGAUUAAAGACAUGAGCGAUGAUUUUAGAUUUCGGGAAAUGAGACCCGAUAUAGAAACGAGAUUACGUCCGGAAAUCGAUGCGAGGUUAAGAGUCGCUUCGGAAAUGGACAGAAUAAGGGAAAUAUCCGAAGUUGCGAGAUUGAGAGAAUUAGCGGAAGCGGAAAGGAGGCUAAGAGGAGAAGAUAUACUCGCGGAAAGAUACAGACUGUCGAAAGAACCUCAAGAUUUACACAAUCCCGCUUUUAGUAGAUUAAGAGACAUUUCCCUAGCGGAAAGUGGCCAUUUAGAUAAAUUGGGUUUAAGAGAAAGGGAAUUGAUCGAAAAUGAACAUUACACGAAAUUGAGAAGAGACACCGUCGGUGGUCACCAUCAUCCCCAGACUGUAUCCAACCCUCAGAGGUCCAGGUUUAUGAUAACCGACAUACUCUCGGGUCAGGGAGCACCUCAUCCGCCGACGGGCGUCGGUCGUAGUCCUUGUUCUAGUCCUGCUUCCAGCGUCGGUGACGGUCCUCGGGAUCUAUCCGUACAUUGCCGGGAUCCCGGGGACAGCGACGGUCACGAAAGUGGUACAGACAGUGGCGUACCGGGAGAAGGUUCAUCCGUUUGUUCAAACGAUAUUUUAAUACGAACAACAAACGCAAUAUAA
This is a messenger RNA of Pediculus humanus corporis (human body louse), 1044 nucleotides long. RefSeq lists its product as uncharacterized. Bases 1 to 1044 code for a protein of 347 amino acids. Lineage: Eukaryota; Metazoa; Arthropoda; Insecta; Psocodea; Pediculidae. The transcript has 2 exons. The record is from RefSeq and is a predicted model, not a curated record.